Nomia melanderi (Alkali bee) is the source of this 3318-nucleotide messenger RNA. It is a transcript of the gene qm, whose product is annotated as geranylgeranyl pyrophosphate synthase quemao. The record is from RefSeq and is a predicted model, not a curated record. Gene Ontology annotation, biological process: isoprenoid biosynthetic process. Lineage: Eukaryota; Metazoa; Arthropoda; Insecta; Hymenoptera; Halictidae. Gene Ontology annotation, molecular function: prenyltransferase activity.
CGUAAAUAACAUAUGGUUAAAUGUUUUUUAAGCGCGCAACUCAGCACAACGUGACAGUACAGCAGACGACAAAUAUCAUACGUACACAAGUGAUACUAUAAGUCGAUCAAAGUUUUUACAAUCAUUGGUCGUAUUUUAUAAGGCAUCGUGGUUGUACGCUCGGUAGUAUCGUUCGGGUUAUAGCACACGAUGGAGCAAAACAAAAUUGUUCCAUACUCAAGUACCGGUGAUAAGGAGGAAGAUGAGAUAUUAUUGGAACCGUUUACUUACAUUUUACAAGUGCCUGGUAAACAAGUCAGAUCAAAGUUAGCACAUGCUUUCAACAACUGGUUAAAAAUACCUGACGACAAACUACAAGCCAUUGGAGAAAUAAUUCAGAUACUUCAUACCUCUAGCCUUUUACUCGAUGAUAUUCAAGACAAUUCUGUCUUGAGAAGAGGUAUACCUGUAGCUCAUCAUAUUUAUGGAAUAGCUAGUACAAUAAAUGCUGCAAAUUAUGCAAUUGUCAUUGCCCUAGAUAGAGUUGUAGCUUUAAAUCAUCCAGAGGGUACACAAGUAUAUUUAGAACAAUUACUGGAACUUCAUAGAGGUCAAGGUAUGGAAAUUUAUUGGAGAGAUAAUUAUAUUUGUCCUUCUGAAACUGCUUAUAAACAAAUGACUAUUCGAAAAACUGGUGGACUUUUCAAUUUAGCUGUCCGCUUAAUGCAGUUGUUUUCAGAUUGCAAAGAAGAUUUUACCCCUUUAGCAGGAAUUUUAGGACUUUAUUUUCAAAUUCGUGAUGAUUAUUGCAAUUUACUUAGUCGAGAAUAUGCUGAAAAUAAGAGUUUCUGUGAGGACCUGUCUGAAGGAAAAUUCAGUUUUCCCAUCAUACAUGCCAUUAACAGUCAUCCAGAAGAUAGGCAGCUGAUGAACAUCCUACGACAGCGGUCUAAGGAUGUUGAAGUGAAACAAUAUUGCGUCAACUUACUAGACAAAUUUGGAUCUUUUACUUAUACAAGAACUGUACUUCAAGAAUUGGAUAGGAAAGCAAAAGCUGAGGUGCAACGUUUAGGAGGAAAUCCUUUGUUAAUGAAACUUUUAGAUGAAUUAAAGAACUACAAGGAUGAUGACUCUCCCAUUAAUAUGAAAAAGAUUCCAUCUUAAAUUGUUUAUUAAUUGUUAUACUACCACUUGAUAAAUAUCUGGCCUUGCAUAUGUAUAAAUAUUCGUACGAUAACUAGAAUGCAUAUUCAAUUUUAAUAUCAAUUUACAAUGUGGUAGUAUAUAUUUAAUAAUAAUAUUUGAUAUAAAGUAUCAAAUAAUUUAUAUUUAUUAUGUAACAUUUAUAGGGAACUCAACAGCUUCAGUUCCACUUGUUUCACUAAACAAGUAAAAUAAAUUAUGAAUUUACUCAUUUUUCAAAAACACUUUAUGAAUGUAAAGUAUUAAUUUUAUUAUAUACAAAACGUAAAAAUAAAUUAAAAGCAUUCCUAUUUACUCUUCAAUGAAUUCCAUAUUAGUACAUCUCAACAACUUGAUAAUAUUAAUAUCAGUAUUUAAUGUAUAUUUCAUAUAAUACUUAUUAAUGCUAAAAUUGUGCAGUGUUCAUUACAAUAAAACAACUGACAGGAAGUCUUUAAAAGAAAACCAUUCCCGUAGCUGCUUUGAAGAUGUUUAAAAUAAUUUUUAUUAUAAUUAUGCGAUAUUGUAAUAUUUUAUUAAUAACUCUCAUACAUGUAUAAUAAUUCACUAAUAACUUAUUUAAUGUUGAUUACGUAUAUAAUUUAUUUGUAACAAUUAAAUUUAACCCUAGGAAUCCAAAAAAGGAAUCCAAAAAAAUAUAUUUAUUAUUGAUUUAAUUUAUUAGAAUAAAAAUAUUUUAAUUUUUUUUGAGCAAUUAACAUAGAACACUGAAACUUACAAUUUUUUCAAUAAUUACUUGAAUCGGAUAAAAGUGUGCUUUUAAAACUUUUUAAUUUAUUUAAAAGGAUAAUGUUUUCCCUGACAAAUGGAGAAACGUAGUAAUAAUCCCUAUUCUGAAACAUAUGUAAUAAGAAUGAAAACAAGCCUGACAGCUAUCAGUCUAUAGCACUAACAUGCAUCUUGUGCAAAAUAUAAAAAAUUAUCAACACUAGAUUAUGCUGGUAUCUUAAAUUUAACACAUAUUAAGUCCGAUACAAAGUGGAUUUCGUAAUUAUCAUAGAUCAUCUGAUUAACUUGGAAUCCAACAUCUGCGAUGGAAUUAUUAACAGCGUAUAAAAUGCGAAGGGAUGGAGGAGCAAGCGUGAAGAUGAUUUAAAUGAAUUCCUAGAGUUACUAAUGAUGUUACUGAAUAUAUUCAAUGCAUUGAAAUUUGAAGACGCGGCAGUGCUGUUUCUAAACGUCCAUUCGCGAAAGCGACAAUCGUAGGUAGAUAAAACUCCCACAGUCGAGGAAAAUCGCCUUAGGCCAUAUUCCUAAACCAGGCCUAUCCAACAAGACUUUUCGGGGGUAAGCUCAAUUGUCCAUGAGCAGAGGUUUGGACAAAGCCACGGGUAUACGUUUCCAAAGUGGGGGAAAAUGAACUUAGUCAAAAUACACUAAGCAAGUAAAUUCCAGAAUUUCUUUUUUCUUCAAUCAUUUUAUAAUAAAAGAAAAAAAACUAUGAUGAAUUGAACAUAAAAAUAUUAUUCUGGUUUGGGCGAUAACGAUAAGCAUAUUGAUUGAGAAUUAUUUUGACUUUUUCGUUUUAAUCCACCAUGAAUGCCCCAAUUAUUCGCACUACUAAUUAUAAGAUAUGAUUUUCAAGACAAAUGUUUAUUCUGAACGGGGAAACGCCGAGAAAAAGUUAAUUAAGACUGUAUAAUAAACUAUUAUUUGUUAUCAGAAACUGUUAAUAAAUCAAUAAAUCAGUUUACUUAUAAUUAUGUUGUAGUAAGACGCAAUAAGUAAUAAAAUGUGAUUUAUUUUUAUAACAAAGAAUUAUACAAUAACUUAUUAUAGAGCAUGAAAUAUAUGUACAAUUUACAGUAGUGCAUAAAGUUAUUUUACAGUCAGCAUAUUUACAAUAAUUAUCGUUAUGUUAUGCGAAGUUUGUUCUUAGCGAAUUUAUAAUAUAGACAUAACACAUCAAACAAUAAAUUAAAAACUUAUUGUUUGUUGUUUGUCGAUUGAAGACAAAUUAUUUUAAAUGAAAUAUGUGAACAAUUUUUCUAUUCAUCGCAUAUUAUUUAUACAAAAUGUACUUAUAUCUGGCUACUGUUUUGUUGCCACAUACGGAGUAAAAGUUUACUAAUUUUAAUAUUAUCUUAAUCAGACAAUUAAUGACAAUAUAUUGGCAAGAAUUUUCUGCGAUGACAG